AUGCCGUCCCUCGAAGGUCUUACUGGGGGGCAGCCUACCCUGGACGCAGUCAACAACACCACUGCCCAAAACCCCGAAGAACUUACCUUUCCGCCCGUGGCCAAGGAUCACAUUCUGAAUUGCUCGUACGAUAGCUGGUUUCCCAAGUACCGGACAGUGUCAAUCAGGUCGAGAAUAAUCAAGCUAUCAGCCGACUUUGUCCAAUACAUUCGCGACGACGGCAUCAUCCUCGCCGACGAAGAUAAUGUUCUCGCUGAGGAAGACGAGGGGGAGUGGUCCGCCUCUUCUAACACAGCCGACGCACCGAGACGGAACCGGCACCUCGAAGGGGAUAGCUCCGAUGACGAGCCCGAGGCCGACUCUCGGCCUCCGAAUGAGCGCUUCCCCGAAAUCCACCAGGAGAUCAAGGACAUUAUCAAUGAGCUGGGAGGCGCUGUUGCGCCCAAGCUGAACUGGUCCGCCCCGAAGGAUGCAGCUUGGAUUUCAACGCACCAGAACACACUCAAGUGCACAUCGCCCAACGAUAUCUAUCUCCUUCUUAAGAGCUCCAGUUUUGUCAGCCAUGACUUGGAGCACGCCUUCAAAGACACCGUCUCCUCGACCUCAAACAGGCCUUUUCAGCCCGUCCUGGUUCUCAGACCGUUCUUCGCGCCCAACCCCGCGCUUGAGUUUCGUUGUUUCGUCAAGCACCGCGCUCUCAUCGGUGUCUGCCAGCGGGACUGGAACUACUACCCGUUCCUCGACGGUCUCCGGCCUGCGCUGGUGUCCAAGAUCACCGAUUUCUUUGAGGACCGUCUGCGCUUCACAUUUCCCGACGGAUCCUUCAUCUUCGACGUCUACGUGCCCUGCGAUAGCAACUCAUAUGACGAGCUCGGCAAGGUGCGCCUUAUUGACAUCAACCCCUGGGCGCCGCGAACAGACAGUCUGCUCUUCAGCUGGGUCGAGCUGCUCGAAUUCAAGGUCCCGAAGCCGAUGCUGGGCUCCGUUGUGAACGAGGAAGAACAGCUUGAAGGCAGCGCUGCGGACGAGACGACGGACGAAGAAGAUGCUGAUGAACUGGUUCCUGAAUUGAGGCUGGUUGAAAAGGAUAACCCAGUUGCAUUCAACUUCAGCACACCGCAGUAUUCUGCACAUAAGCUGCCAAAGGAGGUUGUCGAUACGAGUUUGUCGGGAGAAGGCGGGUUGAGGGAGUUUGUCCAGCGGUGGAAGGAAAUGACUGAGGCUGAUGGCGGCGGUGAUGUCUGGGAGAAUUCUGCCACAGCCGAGGCAUGA
Messenger RNA from Colletotrichum graminicola M1.001, 1272 nucleotides. RefSeq lists its product as uncharacterized. The record is from RefSeq and is a predicted model, not a curated record. The transcript has a single exon. Gene Ontology annotation, cellular component: cytoplasm. Bases 1 to 1272 code for a protein of 423 amino acids. NCBI's taxonomy places the organism in Eukaryota, Fungi, Ascomycota, Sordariomycetes, Glomerellales, Glomerellaceae.